AUGACACCAUUCCUCUCCAACCUCCUCCUCUUCUCCCCCCUCCUCGCCAUCGCCGCACUAAUCCUCUACGUCCUCGACCGCGCCGAGAACCUCCGCCGCGGCGCCGGUCUCAUCCCCGACCCCGCGCCAGCCCCACUCCCCACCCCCGAAGAAGCAGAAACAGAAGCAGAAAAAGAAGCAGCAGCAGAAGAAGAAGAAGAAGAAGAAGAAGAAGAGGGUCCCCCCGAACUCAUCGACCCCAGCGAUACCGCCUCAAACCACUCCUCCAACCCGGACCUCCAAACCCCACCCCAUGGCCACCUCUACCCAGACGAAGACGCCCCAGAGCUCCAAGGCGCGCCCACAGACCCCGUCUUCCCCAACCCCGCCUUCGCCCCCGCCCCCCGCACCCGCACCGUCGGCACCAAGAAGGCGCGCUCCCUCGCCUCGCGCGACCAGCGCCGCGCAUACCACGAGUUCCUGCGGUCGCAGCAGGAGGAGCGUGCGCGCGCUGCCGCAGCCACCGCGGCCGACGACGAGGAGCGCGUGUUUGCCGAGAAGCGGCGGCGCGCGCUGGUGGAGGAGGAGAUUGACGAGCGGGUCAAGAUGCAGCGGGCGCAGCGGGCCACGGAGGAGCGAGCUGCGGCGGAGAGGUACCGGCGCGAUGUGGAGAGGCUGAAGGGGUUUGUUGCCGGGGAUGGGGAGGGGGAGGGGAGGGCGUGGGAGUUGGCGGCGCUGGCGGGGAAGGUGGGGAGGAGUGUGGAGUGGGUGAGGGGGGUGUUGAGGGCGGAGGGGUUGGUGGGGAUGAGGGGGGCGUGUGGGGGAUGUUGA
Morchella importuna is the source of this 810-nucleotide messenger RNA. RefSeq lists its product as uncharacterized. The transcript has a single exon. NCBI's taxonomy places the organism in Eukaryota, Fungi, Ascomycota, Pezizomycetes, Pezizales, Morchellaceae. Bases 1 to 810 code for a protein of 269 amino acids. The record is from RefSeq and is a predicted model, not a curated record.